Archocentrus centrarchus (flier cichlid) is the source of this 3365-nucleotide messenger RNA. Its product is annotated as kelch domain-containing protein 10-like. Gene Ontology annotation, biological process: positive regulation of stress-activated MAPK cascade. The transcript has 10 exons. Gene Ontology annotation, molecular function: protein binding. Lineage: Eukaryota; Metazoa; Chordata; Actinopteri; Cichliformes; Cichlidae. The coding region runs from base 160 to 1413 and encodes 417 amino acids. The record is from RefSeq and is a predicted model, not a curated record.
GGACGGCAGCAGCUGUGGACAGUUGGUGGAGUGCAUAUUUCUUUAUUUUGCUCUCCAGCCGGGGCCUGCGGUUACAUGCCGCGCCGUUUGUUUGGACUGAGGCGGGUUCCUGUCCGGGUCUGGGUGUGAGCCUCUUCUGUCGGCGUGUCCCCGUUAAACAUGUCUUCGCCUGAGCAUGGGGAAACUUUCAGUCAGCUCAAUAAGUUUGAGAAACUGUCGUGGAGGCCCUCCAUCCGCGACUCAGGCACUAAGAAGCGAGCACGGUGGUUUCAGCCUCGCCGCAUAUUCUCCCCUUCCUGCCCCAACCUGCGGAUCCCCAACAGGUUUCUGAGAGAAGGACACUGCAUUCCUCCUGCCCGCAGCGGACACCGCUGUGUAGCAGACGGCACCAACCUGUAUGUGUUUGGAGGUUACAACCCAGACUUUGAGGAGGCAGGUGGCUCAGAGAAUGAAGACUAUCCUCUGUUCAGGGAGCUAUGGCGAUAUCAUUUUGCCACAGCAUCCUGGCAGCAGGUCCGUACAGAGGGCUACAUGCCCACAGAGCUGGCUUCUAUGUCAGCUGUCCUGCAUGGGAACAACCUGCUUGUGUUUGGAGGCACUGGAAUUCCGUUUGGCGAAAACAACGGCAACGAUGUCCACGUUUGCAACGUUCAGUACAAACGGUGGAACCUGCUUAGCUGCAGAGGGAAGAAGCCCAACAAGAUCUACGGGCAGGCAAUGGUCAUCAUAAAUGGCUACCUGUAUGUGUUUGGAGGGACAACUGGCUACCUUUACAGCACUGACCUGCACAGGCUGGACCUCACCACCAGAGAGUGGACCCACAUCAAACCCAACAACGCACCCUCUGACUUACCUGAGGAGAGGUACAGACAUGAGCUAGCUCAUGAUGGGCAGAGAAUAUAUAUUUUUGGAGGCGGGACUUCCUGGACAUCAUAUCCACUAGACAAGAUUCAUGCUUAUAACUUGGAGACAAACUACUGGGAGGAAAUCAUGACUAAACCCCAAGAAAAAAUAGGAUAUCCUGCUGCCCGCCGAUGUCACAGCUGUGUGCAGGUCAAAGAUGAGGUGUUUCUAUGUGGAGGUUAUAACGGAGAGUGCAUCCUGUCAGACCUCUGGAAGCUCAACCUGCAGACUUUUCAGUGGAUGAAGCUUCCUGCCAUCAUGCCAGAACCGGCCUACUUUCACUGCGCUGCGGUCACUCCGGCUGGCUGUAUGUACGUCCAUGGCGGUGUUGUUAACAUGUCUGGAAAUCAAAGGACUGGCUCUCUGUAUAAAGUGUGGCUGGUAGUGCCCAGCCUGCUGGAAAUGACCUGGGAGAAACUGCUGAAAACGUUCCCUCACUUAUCCCAACUGUCUACCCUCCAGCUGCUCAGCCUGGGACUGACACACACAUUAAUCCAGCGGCUCAAAUAGAGUGAAGACUGAAUGCAGCGGUAUGUGAUGGCGUAGCACUGACUCUAAAAUUUCUGACUAUUAGGAUGAAAGGACAAAGUAAGCCCGAUGUCAGAUGGUUAUGAAAAUACUUUGCCUUUUUACAUUAGUCUGAUGUAAAUGUGUGUUAUUUGUUGUUUUGUUUUUUUUUUGUUGUUUUUUUGUUUUUUAAGUGCAAUGUUUUAAGUUUCUCAGUGUCAUAUGUGCAUGCAUCUGUGUAGCUAGAAGGAUGACUGAAUGCUGGUUCUUUUUCACUUUCAUGUACUUCAGGGUUGUGUGUUUGGGGGGAUCACAGAAACGUGUGGAGCCUGAGAGGACAUUUUAUGAACUCCAAAGACUACUUGUUAAAAGGCUAAAUGAAUGCUGCCACAGUAGUGAAAUUUUAGCUUUCUUUUAGAGGCUGAGACACCCCCCCCCCCCCCCCCCCCUCCCAAAAAAAAAAAAAAAAAAAAAAAAAAUCCAUGAGUGGUAACAGGUUGCACGCCACUACCCUCAGUCCCUCAGUGAGCUCCUGCCAUACCCUCUUUAAACCUGGAAAUGCAGUCACCAGUAUGCACACCCUGACAUUUAAUUAGAAAGCUCCCAGAUCCUCUGAAGAGAAGAAAGACUUGUAUUUGUGAUACCUCUUCACAGUUUAACACGUUUCAGUCUUAAGACCCUCUGAUCGCAUGCUGAUGCGUAACUGUGAUUAUAACUCUACCGUUCAAAUUGAAAAUGUUCCUCUCACUGGUCACUUUAGGCCUUCUGAUCAGAUGAAAACAUGUGACAUGGCAUCACUGUGAACUCUUAUGCCUCUUCAAUUGUUGUUACCCUUGUGUAUGGUUUUUUUUUUUUUUGGGAGGGGUGUGUAGAGUUACAUAGAUAUCCGAGGCCCCACCACAGUGAUUCUUUUAUUUGUCUUUGUUUGGUGCCUUCUGAAUUUCCAAAAUUGGGAUGUGCAAAUUAGUCUGAGUUGACUUUGUUUAUUAGUUUGUAUAGCCCUUUAUUUUUUAUUUUAUUUUAUUUUUUUUUUUAAUUUAAAUUAUUUUUCCCUCUCUAGGAUUUACCUGGUGCUCUUCACAGGCCUUUUUGUUGCUGAUCAUGUAUGAUUAACCAGUCUAUUAUCUUAAACUCUUAAACCUACAAAGCCAUUUUUACUAUUUUAAUCACUGUGCUGCUAUUUUAUUCUGUUACAACUCUUUGAGCUGUACCCAACUUGUAUUUGUAUGUUGCCUACCUGCCAGCCCUCAUGAAUCCAUUUCAACUUUUUGUAUGGCAACAUGCAUUUCAUUAUAAUUACUGUUAUUAAUAUUACUUUUCAGUUUGUUUUUCUUGAGAUGCGAUGCUUUGGUACUUGGCAAGAAACUUUAUCAAAGUAGUAACAAAGUGACAUGUGAAAGGUGUACUCAGGAUGUGAAAUACUGUGAUCAGUCUGAUGAGCCACACAGACACUCAUCAUUAAACCAUCAGCAGACAUUUUUGUGAAACCAGAUUUAGGCACACCAGCAGUUCUUUUGCAGUUACUGUGGAGUGUAGACUUUAAUACUGUUGUGAUUCUCCCAGUUGCUUUUAUGCAAACACUUUUAUUUAUUUAAAAAAAAAAAGACAUUAAGCCUUGCCUUGAGCAUUUGAAUUCACGUUAACUGUAACUGCUUGUUGAAUAUCCCUUUUGUACUCUUGGCAUCACACCUCAGUUCCUUUAAACAUGUCAUGGCCUUAUUCAUUUCUAAUUUGAAGCAUUCUGCUUCACUGUGUGCUCAAACUUAGUAAAUUAUCAACCUUUGUGACUGACAUGUUUUAAUAUUUGCAUCAUUUCUGAUAUUAAUGAAAGUUCAAUGAUUUGUUGCAUGUCAAUGUGGUGUGCAUGUCACUUUAAACUCUUGGGAGAAAAGCUGAAUGUCUUUAUAAAAGGCAAAUAUUGCUGCAAUAUAUAUUGUUUUGUAAUUUCUGUCUGU